Molecule: messenger RNA, 2271 nt
Organism: Aspergillus udagawae
Lineage: Eukaryota; Fungi; Ascomycota; Eurotiomycetes; Eurotiales; Aspergillaceae
Exons: 3
Coding region: 1-2271 (756 amino acids)
Source: RefSeq, a predicted model, not a curated record
AUGGGGGAGGAACGCCACGAUCAGGUCUAUUACUUCGCCUGUCCGACAGGUCAGCUCGGGCACUCGGGAGCCUGGAGCGCCCCUAUCCCGGUUCUCUCUGGAGUGGAGCUCAUAUCCCCAUACGUGAACCGCGCAGACGGUAGCUACACCAUUUUUGCAACCGGCAAUGGAAGAUUCCAAAAGCUCAUGCAAGGUUCGGCUAACACCGGGAGGAUAUGGAGAGCUCAGGAGAUUGCAAUUACGGCGGCACGAGAACUGGAACCCCUCACCUUCAAGUCCAACACUACCUCCAUACGUGUGACACAAAAGGACUCGGGCUUGCCGGCCUCAAGGGCAGUGGCCAAUCUCUCCGCCAACAGUUGCACCCUGGUGUAUAUCAACUGGCUCUAUUACGUCCUCUCGCCUACACCGAUCCAGGUCCCGGCCGAUGCCAGUGGUUCUCUUACAAUUGUGGAGAAGACUGAUGGCCUUCACGCAGCCGUCUUGGCGGCUUCUGCUGACAAAGAUAUAAUCACCUUCAACCCCAUGGACCGGGCGUUUGCCAAAUUUGCAACACUUGAAUCGGCAGAGAAGCUACGCAGCGCUCAGUGCUCCAGCCGGACAGUUGCUGGCGGUGUGGUUGCAUCGCCAGAGUUUACUUCUCUCGUGACGCCGUCGGUGAAUGAUGACACUGUAAUGCUUGUGGCACAACACAUGACAACGUUGAAAGAAGCUUACACCACAAUUGGGCAUCCAGUAAAAGAUAUAAGUGUGGCCCAAGCCUCCAGCCGUGCAGCCAUGCUGCGGGCCAGUGUAACCAAGGUAGUGAAUUUUGGGUUCCUGGGCGAUCUUAGCGACGUUAUUGACGAUAUCGGAGAUGCUGUCGCUGAUGUUGUUGAUGAUAUCGGGGACAUCAUCGCUUCAGAGGUUGGUGACGUGUGGCAGUGGAUGAAGAACACGGCAAAUUCCGUGGGGAGGAUUGUCAAGGGCACAGUCACCGGCAUUUUGCAAUUUUUUGCGAAGAUUGCAGAGAAGGUCUAUCAUGCGGUCCUGGACACUGUUCAUGUGGUGGUGGGCGCUGUGGAAUGGGAUGUAACCCACAACAUGGUCAGGCUGUGGUUGCAAGAUCAGGUGGAUAGGAUUUCUCAGGCGCGGCAGGUCUUAGACGAAACAAUCGCCACGGUCGAGGGGAAGGUGAAUGAAUGGGCUAACACCGACAGCUGGUCUCCAAGACUCGGGGACAUGGUGAAGAAAGCCUGUAUCUGGAGCGGCUCUGAUCAAUUCAAAAACCAGACGCCCGGCUCGGCUUCCCUGGCUGACAAAUACAGGGACCAUGCUACUCAGUUGCAGAUCCUUGGAGACUCUCCAAAAGCACAAGUCGUCGACGAGCUCCUCAACGACUUGUUAACGGCUGCCUCGAACGAGGGCCAUGUUAUAGGAGCGAUUUUCAUCCAGCUGGAGACCUUACUUGAACACGUGCAGGUCGUGGUGGACGCCCUCCUGAAUGUGCUGUGCGAAGUCGCGCAGUCUGCUCUAAAAGUCCUUGACAGCUCCGUGAAGGCCAUCAUCUCCGCGGGGAGCUGGGACGAGUUGGCGGGACUGUUUGGACAGCAACAACCAGAUGUUAUGAGAAGUGAGGCGGUGCUGGUUUCGUCUUCUUCCUUCGCCUCCUCCUUCACCUCCGACGGGCCAAUCUCCAUAUCAAAGACAGCGCAGAGGGUCACCUUCGAGUGCUGUCAUAUAACCGCCGGCGCCCUCAGUUUGGUUGGAAUCUUCAUGUUAGGUCUGGAGGCGGGGGACCAAACAGGAAGCGAGGCCCUUGGCAUUUCAGCGGCAAUCAUAGAUUUUGUCAUCGCCGCUCCCAACCGCGCUGGCGAUCUCCUUGUCCCCAUGUAUCCGGUUCAAUGCUUACCCUUCAAGAUCCUCUCAAGGUUAGUCAUAUCCUUCGUCGUUGGCUGCAAGGUUCUCUUCUCGGGGCCAGCACAGUGGGUAUUCCAGAAACACCGCAUCGGGACAAUGGUGGUUGAAAACGCCCGUGGAGUUGGCGCCGUGAUCAACGGCGUGCUCGUUAUUCACGACUCGGUGGUGACAAUGUGGCAUUUCUAUGAGCUCAGCGAGAACGCGCUGUGGGAUGCUGCCAUUGUCGGGGAAGUAUCAAGUCUGGCUUCGUACGCCUCGCGCCUGGCUUACGGAUGGGCCGUAAAUGACAAGGAGCAGAUGAGCCGUCUGGUGGCCAUAACCAUGAUGGGUGCGGCAGACGAUGUCUUUGGGGCCCCAGGCCGGUGUUGGUGA